UAAUUUGUUCAGAAUGGGCCAAGUUAUUGUUGGUGACAUUCAUCUCGUGCAUUGUCUUUAGAGACCCAAAAGCCGCGGUAGGGUUGGAAGGUAGGACCUUUGCGAUUCAUUGUGCGUAAGCGGCUUCUCCUUGUCGACGUGAAUUCGCUGACAGAGCACCAGUUGUUUUCGCGUGCAGAUGUUGGCGACUGAAGUGGCUACCGGUUACAACUUUAAUUUGAAUGCUAAUGAAAAUUCGAUGACACGUACUCUUAUCGCUAGUAUAAGCUGAAAUGUUUGGUAUGCGCUCGGACACCAAUCACUACAGAUAGACUCCACUAGACACCUCCACACCUCCAGCAAUGAUGGCUGUGCUCCGCUCUGGAGUGAGAGUGUUCAUCAUGCUCCUCAUUAGCAGGAUGUUAGAGAACUCGCUGCUCAGCGCUGAAGUGAAAGAGGGAGAGAUUCUGCCUCCCACCAUUCAGAAGCUGAUGAAAGGAUACAACAAGUACCUCAGGCCUUUUUUUGACAAUGGGCCAGUGACUGUGGGCAUGAGUUUGGACAUUGCCAGCAUUGACACCAUAUCAGAGAUCAACAUGGACUACACGGCCACUAUCUUCCUGCGUCAGCGCUGGACAGACGAGCGCCUGGUGUUUGAGGGUAACAAGAGCCUGAGUCUGGACGGCAGGCUGGUGGAGCUGCUCUGGGUACCAGACACCUUCAUCGUAGACUCCAAAAAGUCCUUCCUCCAUGACAUCACUGUGGAGAACAGACUGAUCAGGAUCUUCCCCAAUGGAACGGUGCUCUACGCCCUGAGGAUAACCACCACUGUGGCCUGCAACAUGGACCUGACCAAGUACCCCAUGGACAAGCAGACCUGCACUCUGCAACUGGAGAGCUGGGGCUACAACAUCAAUGAUGUGAUGUUCUACUGGACCAGAGGGAAUGAGUCGGUCAGUGGUUUGGAUACGCUGCGUCUGGCUCAGUACACAGUAGAGGACCACUACACAUCUGCGUCUGAGGCCAUCUAUGAAACAGGCCACUACCCCAAGCUGAUCUUCCACUUUGAGCUGAAGAGAAGCAUCCUGUACUUCAUCCUGGAGACGUACGUUCCCUCCAGCCUGCUGGUGGUCCUCUCCUGGGUCUCUUUCUGGAUCAGCCAGUCUUCCGUCCCCGCAAGGAUCUGUAUCGGAGUGACCACGGUUCUGACCAUGACCACGUUGAUGAUGGGUGCCAGGACGUCCCUGCCAAACGCCAACUGUUUCAUCAAAGCCAUCGACGUGUACCUGGGCAUCUGCUUCAGCUUCAUCUUCGGAGCCCUGAUCGAGUACGCCGUGGCCCACUUCUGCACCCUUAACCAUCCCGACGCCAACAUUGUCAUGCGUUAUUAUUGUGGUCAUCGUUGUCGUCAUCCUCAUCAUUAUCAGAGUCAUCAUCUUCAUCACCUUUGCCAUGUUUCGUCUGCUCGUACUGUAUGGAUUACGGUCACCAGAUGGGAGGCUUUGACGAGGAGAUGAACGGCAUGGUCACCACCAUCGCCGCUGAAAACAACAGGGCCAAGAGGCGUAAGGAGAAAGCUGCUGCAGAUGAGGCGGCCUUAGCGCCCACAGCUGAGCUGGAACUUUACCCCUCCAGCCCCACUGGCAGUGAGCCCAAGCCUGAGGCCCCUGAGGAGCCCCCCAACCGCUGCCUCAUUGUCCUGGUCCUCCUCCGCAAGGUCCUGCGCAGAGCUGCAAACUGUUGCCAUGUGGAGAAUCCCCACUUAAUAGACAAUUACUCCAGGAUGACCUUCCCCCUGUCCUUUGUAUUCGUCAACCUCCUCUAUUGGACAUACUACCUGUACUUGUAAUCACAGGGGUGUGGGAGUGUGUUUGGGUAUGUUUCUGUCUGUGAUUCAUUCAUGUGUUUUUUUUCUCAAACAAUGCACAUUCUUACAUUCAUGACAUGAGUUAGGCAUAGUGUACAGUCAACAUCCUUAGGAGAAUAAAAUGUCAGUUGCCACAUUUAUUAUACCUUAUUUAGCUCAUUACUGCUUUCGUAAUUGAUUGAUUUCCAUGUUGUUAUUUUAUUCUCGCCUGCUGUUGGUCAUAGACAAGGAUCUUAAUAUGAGCCAGUUUUCUACAGCAGGAAAAUGAUCCUGCAGCAACAUGAAAUGUGAAUUAUUAUAUGAGCUAUAAUUAAUGAGUUUUCUUGUAGGGGUUGAUACAUUUUUCAUUACGGCAAAUCAAGUGUGAAAUUUUAAAGUACAAAUGUCAAACUUUAGAAGCCUUUUUAAACCUUGAAUACUCUCUCUCUCUUUGUCUCUCAAAACUAUUUCAAUUUAAGUUGCUUUACUGGCAUGAGAAACAUUAGGUUUUUACAUUGCCAAAGAAAGUCAAAUGGAUAAUAAACAAAAGUGAAAUAAAUAUUUUAAGAAAUGACCAGUAAACAUUACACUCACAAAAGUUCCAAAAGAAUAGAGAGAUUUCACUCUCUCUUUUUCUCUCUCUCUCAUCCCCCCCCCGCUACCAUUUCCUCUCUCACUUUAUUACCACUAUAUAUCCAGUAGCAUUGGCUCUCUCCACCACAUUAUGGAAAUUGACUCUCAAAGGCACCUAUAAACCAUGUUAUUUAAUUUGUCAUCAUACUAUUCUGUUUCCAGUAUGUUUUACAAGGGACACAACUGCCAGCACCUUAACUGGAAUAAUGCAGGAAUAAUGCGGGAAUAAUGCAGAAUAAUGCAAUAGAAUGGUGUGGCUAUACAGCACCUAGUGGACGCACGAGUAACAGUGAUAUAUGCAGUAUUGUUUCAUUGGAGCUGGUAGAUAAUAUUUUCCGCUGUGCUUUGUGAUACAUGCCAUCUUAAUCGUAACGCUAGCACCUUGUAUUAGAUGUUUUAGGACAUUUUAAAUAGAGGUGAAACCACUACUGUAUUUUAACAGGAAGUCAUCAUCAAUCAUCGGUUCAUCAUCCAGGAAGCUUUGCAUGUUGAACUAACAUGCAAAGCUUCCUCCCUCAAUCUUUUGUCAAUGUCCUGUUGUGUAUUGUGAGUGAUGAUGAAUGUCAUAUAUAUUGUCAUAUAUAAUGUUUUCACAUAUAAGUAAUAACCAAAGGACCAAAGAAUUCAAUUUGAUUUGUAAUCCUUCAUGGUUCCCUUUAGACUUUGUUGCGUACAUUUUGAAAUGAUUCAUCCUUAGUUCCCAUUGCUGCGUGGAAAAUCCUCCAUCGAAGGUAAUAGCAUGCUAUAUCAGCAUGCAAAAGGAACACAGCAACAUUCCAUAGUCCUGUGCAGACAGACACAGUCUCACAAUCGAUGCAUGUUUGUUUAUAUCCUAAAUAUUAAGUGCAUUUUUCUGUUACAAUGCUUUCACCCAUUUCCGUAAAGACAUUGACAAGCAGGUUGUCCAGAGCAUAGAAUAACAACAUAAUGAUUUGUUUCAUGAUUAUGAUAUUGAUCAUAGUAAUGCAUUCUCGUAAUGAAUGUGCACAAUGGAAGUUUAUAUUUGAAAUAAUUCACCAUAAUGCAGUAUUAACAUUUGUGUUAAUCUCAUUUUCGCCAUAAGGGUUUUCUUCUAGCCUUCUCUUUUUCUAAAACGCAAUCCAAUGAAUUUGCUCUGCCAAGCAUGGUCUUGUUCAGUGCAAUAGAAUGAAAUAUCAAAUACAGUAUCUUUGAUAAGGAGCUAACUAAACUACUGAUGAAAAUAGAAAAAUAUUUAAAAAAUGAUUUUGUUUUUGUUUUGCACGGUUACCAAUGAUAACUUUAUUUUGCUUUCUGUUUCUUUGGGGAAGAUAAGUAUUGAUUGUAAUGCGAUACAAAUGGAGGCUAUCUAAAAAUCUAAUAUUAUAGAGAACUGCCCUCAAUUAUACAAUCACUGGGGACCAAACUUAGAUGUUGCUUACAUUGAAUGUACACUUAUAUUGAACUUACUACAGUUUUGAUACAAAAUGCUUCCCUAUGUUGCUAGAGCAACUUUAUAAGAACAGUUUGAUCUUCUCUUAGAAUCUGGUCUAUGGUAAAGAAGAAAAAUGUGCACUGAACUAAUAUAUAUGUAGAUCAGCGCUAAAUCAUACAGUCUAUGUCACAUGGUCAUUGUGUUGGGGCACCUGAAUUCCCCUACGCUACUGUAGCCAAUGCCAAAAUGGAGCAAAAUAAUCCACUAAAUCAAACCACUAAGGAAAUAUUCCCUUUGUUUCACGAGAAUCCCACAAAUUCCCAUUUCCAAUUUCCCUUUACUGUGGAUUCGCAAAAAAAUGUGUUUGCUAUUUAAUAAUGUUGUCAAGUGAGCCCCUCUUUUUGGACUCGACUCAAUCUCUCCUCUCCCAAGACAUAACUACAUAAUUAGUGAUCUGUUUUUCUGCAGUGAAUGGACACAGUAUUGGACAAAUAUCCGCAAUGGCAGGACACAUGAUACACAGGACACAAGUCCAGGUACUGCAAGGCCAAGCAACCAACCUGACCAAUGAGAGUGUACUAUACGACAUUCCCUCCCCUACCCACUUGCCUCACAGACUGAUUGGCCAAUGUUGGAGAAGCCUAUUUUCCUAAAAUUUUCAAGGUGAUGUUGUGUUAUUGACAUCAAUGUUCUAGGGACAUCUUCCUGUAAAAUGUGUUCAUACUGUAACAUUUGAAUGUAGACAUUUUAUUUGCUGAAAUUGUUGUAAAUAGAUAGUUAUACUUUGCAUGUUUAUUUGAUGUUUCAAUAUUGACUAAUGUAAUCAAAUAAACUGCCUAAAAUUG
Molecule: messenger RNA, 4696 nt
Organism: Oncorhynchus kisutch (coho salmon)
Lineage: Eukaryota; Metazoa; Chordata; Actinopteri; Salmoniformes; Salmonidae
Product: gamma-aminobutyric acid receptor subunit pi
Exons: 11
Coding region: 342-1496 (384 amino acids)
Biological process (GO): monoatomic ion transmembrane transport
Cellular component (GO): membrane
Molecular function (GO): extracellular ligand-gated monoatomic ion channel activity; transmembrane signaling receptor activity
Source: RefSeq, a predicted model, not a curated record